Molecule: messenger RNA, 915 nt
Organism: Dichomitus squalens LYAD-421 SS1
Lineage: Eukaryota; Fungi; Basidiomycota; Agaricomycetes; Polyporales; Polyporaceae
Exons: 3
Source: RefSeq, a predicted model, not a curated record
CACCAUCCUGCGAUCCUGCGUACUAUGGUCUCUGUUGCAAACCUGCGCUACUCAGUACCAACUAAUCCUGUGGUGAGAUGGCUAGCCACUCAAGAACGCAAUCUCAACAAAGAACUCCCGUAUCCCGACGAGGCCGCCGAGACGCCGGAAGAGUACGUCUGCCGCAUAUAUCUCCAAUUUCUAUGGUUACCGCAGUCAAUCAUGCCGCUGCAAUUUCUCAUACCCGCAUUGCUGCGCGUGACGUGCACAUCACAACCCUCGGCAACCACCUCACAGGAGUCUGCCGGGCAUCCGCUACACGAUCUUCUCAGGGCCAUUUUGUUGACGUCCCGUGCCGCCUCCCAGAAAUAUCACACCCGAAUUCCAGAUCUCAUCGCCGAGGAGAACGAGCCGGCAGACUCCGAGGAGGAGUAUAUGUGGUACGCAUACCAAAAGGACAAGAAUGCCGAAGAGGAGCGGCUACCGGAAGGGCAAGUCGAGUACGAGGCUCAUGAGCGACUCAAGGCCGCUUGGCUUGAGAAGUACGAGCGGAGAGAGGUUCAGAUACAGAUGCUGCUGCACUUUCUGCUCAUCUCCCUCCCAGGAGAUCACGCUGCUCCAUAUACCAAGAGCGCGCAGGCGGCCAUUGCCGAUUCGCUUCCGCUGCCACCCUCUCUUUCGCCGACCAAGUCAAAAAAGCGUAAACACAAAGAUCGUGGGACAGGCCGAGCACUAGACCCUCCACCACAGUCGCUCGAAGAACGCUUGGAGAGCUACAUGGACAAGCUUGCCAUGUGGCAGCUCAUGCACUCCGUGGAUAGCUCGCUAAACCGUGGCAGACAUAUGUCUGGCUCAGCUGCAGACAAGGGAAAGGGACAGCAAACGGACGACAGAGACUGGAUGCAGGUCUUUUGCGAGGAUGUCGUGGAACCGUUG